This is a messenger RNA of Impatiens glandulifera, 2485 nucleotides long. RefSeq names its product protein LNK2-like. The transcript is spliced from 9 exons. The coding region runs from base 263 to 2182 and encodes 639 amino acids. The record is from RefSeq and is a predicted model, not a curated record. Gene Ontology annotation, biological process: regulation of DNA-templated transcription; circadian rhythm. Lineage: Eukaryota; Viridiplantae; Streptophyta; Magnoliopsida; Ericales; Balsaminaceae.
UGCAGAGGUAGCUUGUUUGUUCUACUGUGAGAAAAGAAAAAAGGAGGCUGACAUUGAACGGGGAUGAGAAUACGGAAGGAAGGGGGAGAUUACGUGAGGGUAACUGUGUUCUUCAUGCGUUCAAGCGAGCACUCUUAAGACUGAGAGAGGCUGCUGAUUCUGUCAUUUUUCUUGUUAGUUUCUGCCAUGUUCAGUUCAAAUUGUGUGCUUCUUAAGAUUGGUUUGAGUCCUGGUUCAGAGAUCUCUUGCGGUUUUCUUAGCCAUGUUUGAUUGGAACGACGAAAAGGUUACACAUAUAGUAUGGGAUGAGGAUGACCAUAUUGUACCUUUCUCCAAGGAAGGAGAAGAUAAUCAGAGAGGUAUUUCUAGAGAAAGCCUCAAGGAGGUAUGGGAAAAUGAAGAUGAUAAGUCUUCGUCCAGUCAAAGAGCUCUCUCUGGUAAAACUGAUGUGCCCGGGCUUAAUAAAUUAGAAAGCUAUACACAGCAUGAAGUGCAUAAAAGAAAUUGUUCCACAGUUAUGUCCCUCUGCCCUGAUUUGUCCUCGUCAGAUGUUUCCAGAACUGAUCAAGAUUCCUUUGACACUGAAUUGUCUAAUAAUUUGACUGAAAUUACCAAAUUGGAUUCCUCAAAAGAUGUGACUCCUCAAGUAAAUAAGGGCUCAGAAGCAUUUCAUAAUGGAGAUGAUGAUAGAGUGCAAGGUGAUUUUCUUGACUUCGGAUGGGCUAACAUUGGAAGCUUUGAUGAUCUUGAUAGAAUUUUCAGCAAUGAGGAUUCAAUAUUUGGAAAUGCAAAUCUGGGUAAUGAUGAUGAGCUAUGGUCCUCUUCCAAAACUGUUACUGGAAAUCCAGAAAAAUUCUUUCCCCUUCCCCUGGACUCUUCAAGUCCAGAGCUAGGAGGAUUCAGAGGCUCAUCUAACCAAUAUGAGAGUUUGGUUACAAAUCAAGAUAAAAUGGAGUUUACUGGGAACAUGACUAAACAGAUGAAAGAAGAGGAGAAUAAUCUGUCUUUCCUUGGAAAGACGUCAUCAUUGAACACCCAUUUGGGUACUGGAAGCAUGACCACAGCCUCCUUGAAUGAUGAUCUGACAGGCAAGGUUUCUGUUUCCAGUAGGAAAAGUUCCAGACGGAGGAGAAAAAAUUCUGAAAGAAAGGAUUGGCCUGAUUACCAUGCUUCAUGGACAAAUUCUGGAAACCAGUUUCACCAAUUAGAUGGGCAUCUCGGUCCAUCAAUUCUCACUCAGCAAACACAGUUUCCAAUUUCAGUCCCUUCACAAUAUCAACCUUUUGCUUACCCAUUGAUGAAUCCAAAUCAAAACCAAUAUGGAAGUAAGACAGUCCUUCCACAUAUUUAUCUUCAGGAGGAUUAUCGAAAAGUUAUCUCACCUUAUGAAGCUUCUCCAACUAAAUUGAAUCCUUUGAAGAGCAAAUCAUCACAGCCUCUGAGAAUGACACCUCAGGAAAAGAUUGAGAAGUUGAGGCGAAGACAGCAAAUGCAAGCAUUGCUUGCCAUUCAGAAGCAACAACAACAAUACACUCACAAGGUCUCUUUAGAUGAGAAUCCGAAAAUCCAGCCAGAGGUUGAUAAUACCAGUUUUGAUCCUAACUCUUCUAAACAAGACGAUUCGGAUAUCCUAUCUGUAGCGGUUGAUGAUUAUUGCUCCAUUGAGGGUACGAUAUUACACCGGAUAAAAAAUAUAGUUGACAAGUUGGAUGUCAAUACAAAACUCUGCAUACGAGAUAGUUUGUUUCGAUUGGCAGAAAGUGCACAGUUGAGGCACUAUUCUAAUGACACUAGCAGUUCCAAUGGAAACAACAGAGCUGAUCCUCUGAGUAAAGAAGAAAUAAGUACACAAAACAGGUUAAGCCAAGCUCCUCCUGAUUCAGAAACCGAGACAAAUCCAAUUGAUCGAGCUGUGGCUCAUCUUCUCUUUCACAAGCCUCUAGAAUCAUCAUCCUUAGGAAAGCAUCCAUGGACACCUGGUUCCGCAACCCUUCCACUUGAAAGGAAAAAAAAAACACAAAUGUUGUAUCAUUCAUCUGGAUCAAGAAGUUCUCAUUUAUCAUUGGACGGAGGAGAUCCAUCCAAAAAUACAUCGCAAAAUGCCUCAAAUGUUGAGUCAGCCAUAGAUGGAGCUUGUUUGGAGGCUGAACCACAAACUCAGUUAUCAUAUGAGGAUAUAUAAGGGUAAUUCCUUCUUUCUUUAAUAUAUGUUUUUUUACUGUCAGCUGACAUGAUCUUCAUCAUUCAGCAUGGUAACCUCCUAAGAUCAUAUCAUCGGCUCCUCCUUCAUAAGACAGUUGUUUUGCUCAAUCUUUGAAAAGAAGACAACAAAUCCCUGUAAUAAUAUUUUUUUUUAAACUCAGUCAUGAAUUUGUUUGUGUUAUGGUGUAAUUAAGCUACCCAACUUCAACCUACUAAGUUUGUGGAUUGCCUGUUCAUUGACAUUUUUUCAAUGUGAAGUUUAUAUAUGAAAUUGUUUGCUAUC